Molecule: messenger RNA, 3688 nt
Organism: Cololabis saira (Pacific saury)
Lineage: Eukaryota; Metazoa; Chordata; Actinopteri; Beloniformes; Belonidae
Gene: ifih1
Product: interferon induced with helicase C domain 1
Exons: 16
Coding region: 94-3066 (990 amino acids)
Biological process (GO): response to virus; positive regulation of interferon-beta production; innate immune response
Cellular component (GO): cytoplasm
Molecular function (GO): zinc ion binding; ATP binding; double-stranded RNA binding
Source: RefSeq, a predicted model, not a curated record
UUACAUCAUAUCAACAGCGAAUGAUCACUCGGCCAGACGGGUGCUGUAAAGUUGGGACUGUGGUUUGUCUAUUUGUGCCUAAAGUGAGCCGUCAUGGCCUGUGAAGCCGACGAAGUGAACGAGCGCCUCAUUGAAGCGCUCAGACACAGGCUGGUGGACAAGAUAAAAGUGGAGCAGGUUCUGGACUACAUAGACUUUCUGCAGCCCGCACAGAAGGAGCAGAUCAGGCAGAAAGCGAGGGCCGAGGGGAACAUAUCUGCUGCCCACGCCCUGCUCACGGCCGUGGUGAGGGCCAGACCCCACGGAGACGGCUGGUUCCAGGGCCUGGUGGACGCGCUCUGCCACGGGGGGAGUGCCGGGGCGGCCGACUACCUGCAGCUGACCCGGCCCGGGCCUGAGCAGGAGGCUGAACAUGACAACUGCGUCCGACUCAUCCACUUACUGGCUCCCACUCUGGCCGACAUGAACACUGAACAAGUGUGUGUCCAGUGUGUCUCUAAAGAGCUGCUCACUGAUGAAGACAAGGAGAUUGUGUUGAGUGAAACACGAAACAAAGGGCCCAGGAGUGGUGCCAGGGAGCUUCUCAACAGGAUUGUGAGAGGUCAAACAACCUGGUUUUCAGACUUUCUCCAAGUUCUGCUUGAAACUGAACACACAAUCCUGUAUCGUGAGCUGACUGGAAAAUCAGAAUCAGAAUCAGAUGAGAAACUGAUUCCGAUGGACAUCGAACCUGCAGGAAGUGAAUCUGCAGCAGCUGAAAUCUGUGAGAGCCCGGAGUCUAUGGUGAUCAGCGUAGCCGAGGAGCCUCAGGAUGAAUCUGCAGAUCUGUAUGCGAGUGCUGAUCCGUCACCCAGCGAGGGGCCCUCACAGCCAGAUGGAAAUGACUUAGCAGCAGCAGCAGCAGCAGCAGCAGCAGCAGCAGAAGCAGCCAGAGGCACAGAAAACUCUGAAAUUGUUCUCCGAGAUUAUCAGAUGGAAGUCGUCACACCGGCCUUGGAGGGGAAAAACAUCAUCAUAUGCCUCCCCACGGGAAGGGGUAAAACCAGAGCCGCUGUCUACGUUACCAAAAAACAUCUGGACGGCAGGAGGGCGGAGGGAAAGUCAGGGAAGGUGGUUGUCCUGGUGAACAAGGUUCCUCUCGUGGAGCAGCACUACACCAAAGAGUUCCUGCCCUUUCUGAAGCACGCAUAUAAAGUGGAGAGAGUCACAGGAUGCAGCCCGCUCAAAAUCUCCUUCGCCCAGAUCGUGCGGAAAAAUGACAUCAUCAUUUGCACGGCCCAGAUUUUGGAAAACUUCUUGGAUAUGGCCAACAGCGGGGAGGAUGAAGGAGUGAACUUGAGCGAUCUGACCUUGAUUGUAAUAGAUGAGUGUCACCACACUCAGAAAGAUGGAGUCUACAAACACAUAAUGAUGCGCUACCUGACACGGAAGUUCAAAAACAAGCGGCACCACAAGCUGCAGAAGAAAACGGAGCCCCUCCCGCAGAUCCUCGGCCUGACUGCCUCGCCAGGCGUUGGGGGAGCCACAAAACUAGACAAGGCUGUGGAGCACAUACUGCGAAUUUGUGCAAACCUGGACGCUUCCAAAAUCAUGACAAGUCUUGGGGACUUCAAAAAAGAGCAAAGGAAAUCAAUUCUCCCCGCUGAAGACAGGAAACAGGAUCCCUUUGGCGAUGUCAUCAAGCGCAUCAUGAAUGCCAUUCAUGAGCACGCCCAGCUGAGCGUCACCUGUGACCUGGGCUCUCAGAACUAUGAACAGUGGGCGGUGCACAAAGAACGACAGGCUGCAAAAGAGGGAGAUCAGACUGUGCGGGUUUGUGCCGACUACCUCCGCCGGUACAACGAUGGCCUGCUUCUCAGCAACACCAUUCGCAUGUACGAUUCCCUCAGUUGUCUGACAAAAUACCACGACGAACAACUCAAGAAGAAAGCAACCCCUGACGAGGAGGAGAAGAUAAAUAUAACAGAUACGGAGAGAUUCCUUUUCAAUUUGUUUAAAGACAACAAGGAUGAGCUGGAGAGACUUGCAAAGAAUCCAGAGUUUGAGAACGACAGCCUGUCAAAGCUGAGGACUAAGAUUCUGCAGGAGUUCAGCAGUAGGGAUAAGGCCAGAGGGAUCAUUUUUACCAAAACACGUCACAGCGCCAUCAUGCUCGAUCAGUGGAUUAAGGAAAACCCCAAGUUUGCUGACAUUUCAGUGAAAUCUGCACAUUUGAUUGGAGGAGGCGACCAGAGCGAUGUUAAACCAAUGACUUCUGCGGAGCAAAAGGAUGUCUUGAAAAAGUUCAGCACUGGUGAAGUGAACUUGCUGGUUGCUACGACUGUGGCAGAGGAAGGCCUGGACAUACCUGCCUGCAAUUUCGUGAUCCGUUACGGACAUGUCACAAAUGAGAUUGCUAUGAUUCAGUCUCAAGGCCGAGGGAGAGCUGAUGACAGCACUUACACCGUGGUUGAUGUCAAGAACUCUGGAGUAGCUGAAAAGGAGGUUGUCAAUGAGUUCCGGGAAGACAUGAUGAACAAAGCCAUUAAUAAAAUCAAAGCUUUGAAACAAGCGGACUAUGACGAACAGAUUAAUACGUUUCAGAUGCAGGCUAUAAUGGAGAAGAAGAUGGGGGAGAAGAAGCAGAAUAAGAAAACCAUAAGGAAUGAGAGCCCAUCUGCCGUUAAGUUCAGCUGCAGAAAUUGCCGCAAGCACGUCUGCACCGGCGAGGACAUCCACAUCAUCGAGAACAUGCACAGAGUCAACGUCACCAAAGAGUUUAGUAAACUUUUCAAUCAGAGAGAGAACACUUCUCUUCAGGAACGCCUCCUGGAUUACGAGACCAAUGGCAUCAUAGCCUGCAAAGAGUGCGGGCAGAACUGGGGUUCAAUGAUGACGUACCGUGGGAUUGAAUGUCCUUGCCUCCUUGUGAAAAACUUUGUGAUGGACAUCAGUGGAAAGAGGAUUAGCAAUUGCACUAAGUGGAGUGAACUCCCCAUCAACUUCCCGGCCUUUGACUACAUUGAGCACGCCACCCAGAUGGCGGACAGUUCAGAUGAAGAAGAAACAGAAUCAAUGAAUGAAUGAAUGACAGAAAAACCAUCACCUAUCUUUUUCCUCCUUUUAUUCAGCAUUAUAUCUUUUACAUUGCUAAAAAAUAAAUAGAAAUAUUCAUCCUUUCACUGCUAAACUGUCAAGACUUCUGAUUAUGUCGAUUAAAUGUUUCACUGGAUCAAAUCCAUUCAUUUACUGACAAAAUGAUUUUUGUUCAAGGAUUUCAAAUCAUGAAUGUGUUGAAGUAUUGUGGAAAUGCAGCUGGUAUGAAAUAAACUGGAGAAAAGUGAUUAAUAAAAUGCUAUAUAAUUUCUCUCCAACCGUUGUCUCCUGAGAUGGGAGCCAGUGAGCCAAAGAUAGCCCCUCAGAGCCCAACUGUCAACUGUCGUGUACAGAAACAGGUGCUGUUGAUUUUCCAUUUAAUUAUCUGUCAGAAUCGCGACUAUUGAGACCGCAGGUGCUGUUGUCAAGAGUCCACAUAUGUAUAAAUAUCCCGAUCGAUUUGGGCCACCUUACGACUUUUUACAGAGCCUUAAUAAUCAAAAAUACCUUUUGGAUGCAACGCUGGAUUUGAAUGUGUGAGUAAUGAAUCGAGAAGAGUAAGACAUCAUUGUUACUGUUAAACGUGUUGAUUUACAUACAUAUGAACUGUUUU